AUGGAUAUCCUCAGCCAGAUAUUAUCGUCUCCGAGCUGCUUGGCUCUUUUCGGAGACAACGAGUUGAGUCCUGAGUGUCUUGAUGGCAUAACACCGUUGCUAAAGCCAUCUACUAUCAGCAUACCUCAAAAAUACACGAGUUUUGUUGCACCAAUUAUGUCACUUUAUAUGCACCAGCAAAUCAGAUUUUGCGGAGCAAGUUACUGGAAUCGUGGGCUUCCAGGACAUGGACGGAUAGGACCGGAGCUUCAGUUUGAUGGCAGUUAUCGGCAGAACUAUCCGCAAGGUGAACAGGUCGCAAGUAUGGAUCAGAUAUACGUAGCGUUUCUACGACAGUACUGUAAUCUUGCUGAGCCGAAGUCGGUGUUCACAUUCGUGCAUCCUAAUUUCGAUAAUCAGUCGAAUGAACGUUCUGCCAGUAUAUCCUUCGAAAUGGAUCGUCCAGCUGAUCUGAUGGGAUUUGCUGGCUACUUCCACAUGAAUUUGUAUAAGGACAUAACACUGUCAAUCGUACCGUCAACAUAUUCGGAUGACAUGAUUAGUUGGUUUCCGGCGAUUAUUCCUCUUCGCGAGUUGUAUCGAGUCCUGCCAGGAGAAAAGGUCACUCUCAACAUAGAGCGUAAAGUGGACGACGGUGGCGUGUGGUAUGAGUGGUUCAUUCAUCAUACGCUUUCGUACUGUUUCAUUAAGGUGCUCUAUCAUGUGGUACACGUUCCAUGGCAAUCUCCAGAAGAUGUGAAGGAACUGCUGUGGCGACGACAUGCUUACAAUAAUGCUGUCAUCUCUUUGAAAGAGAUAUUUCGUCAAGAAAUACAACAGGCUGAAGCCGCAGGGAAAGGAGUGGAAUCAAUGAAAGAGGAAGAAGAUGCUGAGCUCAAUCGUCUCCUUGCAGAGAACGAUCGAAUCAAUCGCGAAAAGGCUGAAGCAAGGGCACGAAAAGAAGAGGAAGAGUGGAAGGUUACGCAACGCGAAAUUUUGGCCGAAAUCGACGAAGCUCUUCAAAAGCAACACCAAGUUGCAAAAGAGGCUACUGCUGAGGUUCGAGAUGCAAUUUCUCGCAGUCGAGACUUUGUAAAUGAGGAAAAUUUGGAGGCAAAGAUUUUAGAAGCACUUGAACACCCCAAAGUUUACGACUUUGCUAUUGAUCGUCAAGGAAAGAAGACGAUGCAGACGUAUGUGGCUGAAAUUGGUGAGAUUGUCCGGGCCCAAAGAAGGGAUGAAGAAGAAAUCGACUCUCUACAGACGCGCAUCUCUUUUGUAGAUUCGUCAGGGAACUUCUGCGGGGAGCGGGCAUGGAUCAGGCUUUUCCCGUACCUGAAGACUGUGGCAUCAGUAGCCUAUUACUCAUGUACGACUUUGGCAGGUGUACAAACACUUGGCGAGGAAUAUGUAAAGAUCUUUCGGAUUCAGUCGACAGUUCGAGCUGUUCCUUCGUUGGGAGCUAGAUUUUUGUUUGUCCUGGUCCAUGCGCUAGCUCCCAUGGUAUCGCAGUUUGCUAUACAGGUUCGCCUCUACCAAAAGCGGAGCGCACCCUUUCACAUCCUUCCACGUCGUCUUUCAUGGGCAUCCUCAAUCAGGAACAACCCAAAGGCUAGAAGAAGCUUCAAGUUAUUAAUUGAAUGGAUGAGAUCUGUUGGUAUUCCUCAGCUUUACCGCUUACAUUUGGCGUUCUUUUAUAUUUUUGGAGUAUACUAUAACAUUUCUAAUCGUGUGUCGGGUACCAGGUACUUGUCUCUCAGCCCACAGACCGACUUGAAGGCUUUGAAAGUCUACAGAUUUCUGGGUUAUUUGACUCUGGCGCAGACUGUUGUUAGCCUCACUCUUUGGAUCGUAUCUACUGCAGAAGCAGAAAGGAAUCAGUCCAAGAACACUUCGUCGACUACGGCCUCCACUCAUGCAAAGAAAGACCGGGCUGAGAAAGAUGACAAUGUAAGUGGAACCUGA
Molecule: messenger RNA, 1944 nt
Organism: Cooperia oncophora
Lineage: Eukaryota; Metazoa; Nematoda; Chromadorea; Rhabditida; Trichostrongylidae
Source: the annotation of a GenBank genome assembly